AUGUGUUCUGAUUUUCUGUGGGGGCACAAAUUUCACUUAGUAAAUUGGGGGUCUGUCUGUCAAGGAAAAGAAUAUGGAGGCCUGGGUAUAUUCUCUGCUAAAUUCUGGAACUAUGCAACUGCCACUAAGCUCCUGUGGAUGAUCCAUCUUAAAAAGGAUCUCCUAUGGAUCAAGUGGGUUCAUGGAAACUAUCUACAUAACCAAGGUAUAUGGACUGUGCAACCUAAGACUAAUGACUCUUGGAUGUGGAGGCAACUCCUUAAAGUGAGAGAUUUGCUUUUGAGUAAGUUUGGAAGUGCUGUUACUAUGAUGAAUGUUAUAGCAGAUUGUUGCUCUGAAGGAAAUCUUCGUUUAUCUGCAGUAUACAGAGCUUUUUUGCAACCUGCUAGUACAGCUACUUGGGCUAAAACAGUUUGGGAUGACUUCCUAUACCCUAAACACUCCUUUGUGUUUUGGUUAGCAUGUCAUUCUAGGCUACUUACCAAAGAUAGAUUGUGCCGUAUGAACAUCUUGAGCACCAAUCAAAUUCACUGUGUUCUGUGUGACAGUCACCAAAUAGAAACAAGGGAUCAUAUCUUCUUUGAGUGUAAAUACUCAGCUGAAGUGUGGAACUUGGUGAUGAGCUGGUUGGGGUAUAAAUGGAGAUCCUGUUCAUGGAGCAUGCUACUGAACUGGUACUCUUUCAAUUUGAAAGGUAAAAAUCCUAUGAAGAAGUUGAAACGGAUGGUAUUAUCUGCUGCUGUAUAUAUGAUAUGGAGGGAGAGAAAUUUAAGAACUUUUCAGGACAAGAGGAGGAUGCCUGCUCAAGUCUUUAGGGAUAUUAAACUUUCAGUUUUCUAUAAAGUCCUAAAUGAUAGUUCAUAUGUGCAUAUGAAAGAACUACUUGGAAAUUUGUAA
Messenger RNA from Asparagus officinalis (garden asparagus), 897 nucleotides. RefSeq lists its product as uncharacterized. The record is from RefSeq and is a predicted model, not a curated record. The coding region runs from base 1 to 897 and encodes 298 amino acids. Lineage: Eukaryota; Viridiplantae; Streptophyta; Magnoliopsida; Asparagales; Asparagaceae. The transcript has a single exon.